This is a messenger RNA of Drosophila busckii, 1490 nucleotides long. Its product is annotated as protein distal antenna-related. NCBI's taxonomy places the organism in Eukaryota, Metazoa, Arthropoda, Insecta, Diptera, Drosophilidae. The transcript has a single exon. The coding region runs from base 1 to 1209 and encodes 402 amino acids. The record is from RefSeq and is a predicted model, not a curated record. Gene Ontology annotation, molecular function: DNA binding.
AUGGAUAUCUCUGCCUAUCAGCAUAUGAACAUCCGCAUGAGCACACGAGGCAAACGGCCGUUAAGAAAUCUUACGCCAAAUGACAAAGUACGCGCCAUUCAGCGCAUUCAUAAUGGCGAAACAAAGGCUAGUGUUUCCAGAGAUAUUGGAGUGCCGGAGUCAACGCUGCGCGGAUGGUGCAAGAACGAGCAGAAGCUUAGAUUUAUGUGCCGUCAACUGGGCACUGAUCACCUAGGCCUGUCUGGCAUGGACACGCCACCAGAAAAGCGCGCGAAAUUUGGAGGCAUUUCCAACUUUGACGAACUGAGUUUUGGGAGUCUACCUAUGCAGGCUAUAGAUUAUGCUUCACAUAAUGAGUCCAUAUUGGAGAAUUACGCCUUAGUUGAGUUCUUGAAGAAAAACGCGCUUCAAACCGAUGCUAUGCAGCAGCAUACUACCAGUAGUGAUGCGGACCCACCGUCUAUGGGCUAUGGUGCUAACAACAUGGUGCAUCAGCUAAACCUGUUGGCACUGCUCAAUACAAAGCUGCCGCACAAAUUGGAGCAAGUGUCGGUUGCCAAUCUAACGCCAAGCUCGACGGUCGAGAUCUCAGUGUCAGCGCCUGUAAAGAAAUUACAUUGCCCUCUGCUGAGUGUUAAGAACUGGGCCAAGGAUCCAGCCAAACAAGACUCCAUUGAUGUAUACACAUGCACCACUAGCAACGACAAAAAUAACAAUGAUAUCGAUGCCAUACAACAUGCCACAUCCAAUGGAGACAAUGGUCCAGUGUCUACUAUGCCGGAGUCUUCAUUUGCUUUGGGCAACGGAGCAGCAACUAUCGCAUCACCGGAUAACAAAGCACAAGGCACCGCCUUGCUGGAUUGGUGCAAAAUGUUCAGCGCGAGCUUAAAUUUUUUUGCGUUUGCGGCCGCUGCAGCUUCAAUGCAUCCUAGCGCAUCAUCAGAGCAUGUAGCGCUGCCGACUCCAGUUAAAGCCGAUGAGACACAAAGAUUUAAUAAUAUACUCCUAAACAAAUUAAGUCCCUUGGUAAACAGCGAUUCAUCGAACGGUAGUUACUAUGACAGCGAACCAGAGGACUUGUCCGUGCGAUCGUGUGCUUCAAAAGCAUCGAGUCCGUGUCCGUCUUCAUCUCCUUCAAACAGCAGAUCCCAGAGUCCCGAUAAGAACAGCACUUCAAGUGCGUCUACAAACAGCGAUGGAGAGCAAUAGUCAAUUUGAAAGAAGUAGCUCUGUACAUAUGCAACUUUUAUUUAUUUUUUAAUUACUCCAAUCGGUUGAAGCCAGGCAUUAUAUGAGGAUGUACAUGUGUAUAUCAUUUAGGUAUCUUAAAAUUGUUUUCAAGCAAUAGAGACCUAUGAAUCUUAAGUAGGUAAAACAAUUAAAAACUACUAACUAGUUUUAUGUCCCAAGCAACAAACAUUCAUGACUGUGAGGGAAAAGCCAAAUGCAAUACAAUUAAAUAAGCAUACAUAUUCCUACAUACCCUCAUA